Molecule: messenger RNA, 2370 nt
Organism: Nasonia vitripennis (jewel wasp)
Lineage: Eukaryota; Metazoa; Arthropoda; Insecta; Hymenoptera; Pteromalidae
Product: zinc finger protein 423-like
Exons: 5
Coding region: 924-1646 (240 amino acids)
Source: RefSeq, a predicted model, not a curated record
CGCAAGCGUUUCUUAAACCCUGGAUGGAAAAAUCGAGGGGAAUGCAGGAAACGCAAUCAAUGUUUGACGCGAUUCCGAGAAACUGCAAGGGAAUAAUCGCAGUCAGGACUCCGCCUCUGUCUCCAAAGAGAUAUCGUAAAUUUUAUCCGAACGGCGGCAUUUGGAGCAAUAGCCAUUGUUCAAGAGCAUGUACCUAAUGCAUAAGGGCACAAACAGAAAAUGUAUGUUUUCUCCAAUCAGAAAAUGGCAUUUUUCCCGUAGAAUUCCUCAUUCAUAUAAGGGAAGUUGCCGGCACCGAAGUGCAUCAACUUAAUUAUUGCGUUAAUAUUUUUAUUUGAAACUUGCCACAGCGAUAGAUAUUUAUAAAAGGAAGGGCAACUAACUCUUGAUUUUUCAUAAUUCAUUGCAUUGCCUUAGUUUCGAGUAAUUUUCUACUGAACACUCGUACUAUCGGUAAAACCUGGGUUUCGGACCCCCUUAAUAGUACAUUAUGCAACAAGAGACUAAAGUCGUGGAUUAUUUACUUUAUUCUCGCAAAAUACGGAAUAAAGUGAAUUUGCGGGAAUAAAGUAAAUUUGCGGCAAUAAAAUUUUCUGGUCCCCAAGACACGUGGAGACGUGGCGACGGGGUGGCGGCUGAGAUGCGCCCCACGGCGUCGCGCCGUAGAGUCGGGGCGGGCCGGAGCCUACAUUUAUAGGUACAGGUAUUAUAGGCUAUCUAGAGGCGGAUUUCGGACGCACAGCUCGGGGAAAGUGAAUUUUUGCGGAGAGGGAGAACGCUGCUAUAUAUACAGAGCGAAAUUUCUUAAGCAGACAGUUCGAAGUUUUCAUUCUAGAAGCAACGACUUGGCUAGUCAGUGAUAUCCUAGUGCCUGCGUUAGUUUGAAUCUGUAGUGCAUCACAGUCAAGUUUUCCUUUCGUAAAAUGGAAUCUCCACGUGCGGAAUCUUACGCAUCUUCUGACACUGGUAGGACGAGAAUGAUUGAUGCAGAAGCUCGUCACACGGAUCUCGAUGGAAAUCUCAACGAAGUUACUGCAGACUUGACAGGGCUUGUGACGAUUUGUUGCUCGGAUUGUGAUCUUGACAGUGCCAACUACGAAAAAUGCCAGGGCGAGCUAGCUCUGCAAUGUUUAGCGUGCCGAGAGAAGUUUUAUCACCGUUUUUGGGCGAUCCGGCACAUCAAUUCUUGUGCCAGCAUCAUCAAGCAGACAAAAUACAUCUGUGAGUUGUGCGAAACGACAUUCGAACGGAUCGAUGAACUAAGAAGACACUUUCAAGACUGUGCAAGUGAUUGUUUUACAAGUCUUCAGUUGGAGAACAACAACACGAAUUCGGAGGAAGAAUUAGAUAUGUUCAAGUACUUUGCCAACUCAUCGGAGAUAUUAAGGAAAAGCGUGAGGGAAUACGGACAUGAACGUUUUUAUGCGCACUUCUGCGUGGAGUGCCGCGAACCCAUCAUCGAUGAAACAUCGGUCGACGCAGUAGACUGCGAUGAAUGUAAAGUUAGUUGCCUGCUGCAGUGCAACACGUGCAAAUGUCUACACGAGACUUACGAGUCCAUUAUUGAGCAUUUAAAGGGGAGCUAUUGCGGAUAUAAGAUGCAAUUAGCGGUGGACCCGGAUGCUCAACUUCACGAACAGGCGUGAAAAAUUAUAAGAUGCACAAAGGCUAUUGCAAACAGAAUCGACCGUCUGGAGAUGUUUCAAUGCCCAAGGAAAGUGACGCAGCUUAUCACACAUACAUCGUGCACAAUCAUGGUUUACGUUCGAAUACAUAUGUAGAACCUUAAAACGUUUUUUAAUUGUCGAGAUGAUUUAAUUUUUUACUGUACUUAUUUAUUUAUCGUAAAAUAAAAAAUUUUUAACCGCUCAAUCAUUAUAUGCUUGUCUUUUAUUGAAUGAAAAACUGAAGUAUACUUUAUCCUCUUAGAAAAUAUUAUAAUUUCCAACUCCACAAAUAACGUUUUCCUAUUCAAAAACGUAAGAUCGUUACUGCGUGUGCAAAACUCUAAAUUUCGCACACGCUUAUCUGUUGAGGACGUAGAUUCGCACACUCGUGUCAAAAAAUAGUAUAUACGAUACACGUGCGCGUAGGUGAUCAUCAAACUCGCUUUUUUGUCACCCUUGCGGCGACAGAUGCGCUCAUGCAAAAAUAACCUACUUCGCGCACUCGUAUCGUAAUAUACAAUUUUAACAUGACGUGCGCGAAAAACGCGGUUUUUCAAGAGGCUUGUUUUUCGUGUAGCGUGUGCGAAAUACUGUUUCCAUAGCAACGAUAUGUUAUUAUAUGCUACAUGCUUGACGCAACAUUAAAAAAGCUAUAGUGAUUCGCGCAAAGAAAACGAGCCUGAGAAACCGCAUUUCGCGCACG